AUUCAUUCUUUUAGCCGUGUCUAUCAUCCUCUACCAUGCCCACGAUAACUGGAUACGAGACUCAUGGUUCGAAAACUAUGCCAGUGGGAGCAUCUUAUAGCUGACGAGCAAUCAUAGACGUCCGGUUUCCUACAUCGUUAACUGGAGAUGGAACCGAUGCUAUGAACACCGACUGCGACUACUCUUCGGCUUAUGUCACACUCAAAACGGAUUCAGACCUAGUUGGGCAUGGAAUGACGUUUACCAUCGGUCGUGGAAAUGAAAUCGUAAUCGAAGCAAUCAAAGAAGUCUCCAAACGCCUCGUCGGUAAAGAUACCGAAACCCUUUUCGCCGACAUGGGCAAGACCUGGGACUACCUCAUGGCCGACCCUCAACUUCGUUGGAUUGGCCCAGAGAAAGGUGUCAUUCACAUUGCUUCAGGCGCUGUCAAUAACGCUCUUUGGGAUAUGUACGCACGCGCUCGCCAAAAGCCAUUAUGGAAACUUGUCGUCGACUUUACACCAGAGGAACUCGUCCGUUCUGCAGCAUGGCGGUACAUUUCUGAUGCGAUCACAAAAGAAGAGGCUUUGGCGAUGUUGAAGGAGAAGGAAGCAUCCAAGAAUGAACGUGAAGCGUUUGUUCGUGAAGUUGGAUACCCCGCAUACGUUACUUCUGCGGGCUGGCUUGGAUACUCAGAUGAGAAGGUUGCUCGUCUCACAAAAGAAGCUGUCGCUGCUGGUUUCAACCAUUUCAAGAUGAAGGUCGGGGCUGACCAGGCUAACGACUUGCGCCGUGGCAAGAUCAUUCGAUCAAUCAUCGACGACCCGCAAUACCUUCCCUCUGGAGCGAAACCCAGAAAUCCUGAUAGUGAAGACUUGAAGGGCAAGAACGCGGGACCGACUGGUGCUGUUCUUAUGAUCGAUGCAAACCAAGUUUGGGACGUCCAACAGGCGAUCGAUUAUGUGAAGGGCCUGCAGGAUAUUAAACCUUGGUUCAUCGAAGAACCUACCGCACCGGACGACAUUCUCGGUCACGCUGCGAUCCGGAAGGGUCUGAAACCCUAUGGUAUCGGUGUAGCGACCGGGGAACACGCACAUAACCGAAUGGUUUUCAAGCAACUACUUCAAGCAGAGGCUAUCGACGUUUGCCAGAUCGAUUCGUGUCGACUGGCCGGUGUCAGCGAGGUUAUCAGCGUGUUACUCAUGGCUGCAAAGCAAGCGUCAACUACCAUUCUCUUUUCACCUCGUUCACCUUUAUUAUUCUUUUAGAUUCGGUGUUCCUGUUUGCCCACAUGCAGGCGGUGUCGGUCUCUGUGAAUAUGUCAUUCACUUGAGUCUGAUUGAUUACAUCUCCAUCUCGGGAACCAUGGAGCGAAACGUACUCGAGUUUGUCGAUCACCUGCACGAACACUUCGUGACUCCUUGCUCAAUCAACUCUCGUGGACGAUACAAUGUACCAUCCAAUCCUCACGAAGGAUAUAGUAUUGAGAUGCAUGCAAAGAGUAUCACGGAGUACGAGUUUCCCAACGGCUCGUAUUGGGUAGGAAGGAAGCGUGAGCAGGAAGGGACUUAAUUUAAGUUUAUACAUGAAAUUCAGACCCAGAAGACCGUUGUACAACUUAUGUAUCUAUCUAGUAGCCUAUUAUCCAAAGUUGUUGUGAUCCGAUG
Marasmius oreades (fairy-ring Marasmius) is the source of this 1646-nucleotide messenger RNA. RefSeq lists its product as uncharacterized. The transcript is spliced from 8 exons. Gene Ontology annotation, molecular function: hydro-lyase activity; magnesium ion binding. The record is from RefSeq and is a predicted model, not a curated record. Gene Ontology annotation, biological process: carbohydrate catabolic process; amino acid catabolic process. NCBI's taxonomy places the organism in Eukaryota, Fungi, Basidiomycota, Agaricomycetes, Agaricales, Marasmiaceae. Bases 162 to 1247 code for a protein of 361 amino acids.